AUGCGGGCUAAUGAUUCAUCUGCUACCGUGUCUGGAGUCAGUGCAUCGACAAAAUACACAACUCCAAAUAGGUUGUUAGUAGCCAGUAAUGAAAACGUGUCAAAGAUAAACGAACGUAUGAAAAUACUGGAGACUACUGGAGGUUUGGAACUGUGUACAUCUUGGCCGUCGAACAAUUUUCGACCGAUGACUAAAAUGAUUGGCAUAGAGCAUCAUCCAAUUGUGGAAGAUUGCUACUCAAAGAUGACCCAACCGACUCGCAAAGCUCUUAUUAAACAGGUACUUGUGGUGCACAACAGUUUUACGACUAAUUAUAGAGACCAUACCAACAGUAUCAUAACUUAUAAGGUGUCUAAUACGUACGAAAUUAUGGUAAUAUCAUUAUGA
Molecule: messenger RNA, 387 nt
Organism: Macrosiphum euphorbiae (potato aphid)
Lineage: Eukaryota; Metazoa; Arthropoda; Insecta; Hemiptera; Aphididae
Source: the annotation of a GenBank genome assembly